Messenger RNA from Lucilia cuprina (Australian sheep blowfly), 1544 nucleotides. RefSeq lists its product as uncharacterized. The transcript is spliced from 2 exons. The record is from RefSeq and is a predicted model, not a curated record. NCBI's taxonomy places the organism in Eukaryota, Metazoa, Arthropoda, Insecta, Diptera, Calliphoridae. Bases 167 to 1507 code for a protein of 446 amino acids.
CAGUUCGGCAAAUGAAUGUGGUUGUUGUAGAUGUUGCUGUACAACAAGAGAUGUCGCUUUUUAGAUUCCUUUUUUAAGGAAUCUCUAAUGAAUAAAUAAAAGUUUAUUCUCUAAUAGAGAUAAAAACUAGUGUCUGCUGAAAAUUUUGCAAUAAUAAAGCUAAAAAAUGGAUGAAAGUGCUAUUUUCUCGAACAUCGCAAUGAUUAUCAACAAGGACGUACUGGUAGAUGAAUGCAGUAGUAGCCAUAAGAAACCUAAACAUUUCCUAUGGCACUGCAAUCAAACCGAAGGAGACUCUAAUGUUAAAUUACGUUUUCCUUUACUUGAGUCAGCAGACGAUGAUGCAGAAGAGUUCUUUUUAAAACAGCAAUUUUGUGAAACAACUCCCUUAGAAGAAAAUGAAAUGCCUGACCAAAAUGAAAAGCCCUCAGGCAGUCAAAAACCUAAUAAGAAACGCAAACUGACCUCAAAAUUGGAAAAUUUCAAUAAGAAACAUAAAAAAGUAAGAGACAGUAAAUUGAAACCGAUAUCGACCAAGACCAAAGAAGUAAAUCUGUUAAAUGAGUUUGAUAAUGUUGAAUUUGAGGGCUAUUUACAUAUGAGUAAAAUGAGUUUUUUGAAAACCUUUCAAUUUAUUCGCCAUUUAUUAAGUCCUUCCACUUUUGCGGCCGGUGUGCCCCCACAAACGGUAUUCUCUUUAUCUCUAUGGAAACUAACGACCGAUGAACAUUUUGAGGAAAUUUCCAAACGUUUUAAAAUUGCCCAGAGUGAUUGUGAAAGCAUUGUCAGUCAAUUUUGGCAUAUUAUUUCAGACAAAUAUGAAUCCUACAUUAAGUGGCCAAAUUCUCAACAAUCACAAGAAUUACAAUUGCAGGGUUUUCAAAAACAUGCCGAUUUAAAAAUAUUUCCUAAACUCUUCGGUGUAUUGGCCACAAAACGUUUAGACAUAUUUCUAGCCUCGGAUGAUUCAGAAAUUCCUAUAAUCCUGCAAAUUGUCUGUGAUGUUGAUCAAAAAGUUAUAGAUUGUUUUGUAGAACUCGAACAGGAGUACUCAUUCGAUGAAACACCUAUGGGCCAGAUAUUGGCUUUAAAUGAAAAUACCAUGCCAAAAGAUUGUUAUCUAAUUGGUAAUAAAAGUUUUCCACUUAAACCGUAUCUAAUGAAACCUUUUGCCAAUCCUUGUUUUCGCAAUGAGCAUGAAUUUAAUAAACUGUUGGAGCCUGCUUUAAAAUUGGGCUUUGACACUUUGGAUAUUAUGGCGAAACGUUUUAAUGCUCUCUAUGCUUUGGAGGCCAAAGAUUUGGCUGAAGUACGCAAAAUAUUGGAAACGAUUUGUGCUUUACAUAAUUUAAGUAUCGCCAUUGAAGAUGACUACGUGGAACGUAAACGUGAGGUGGUGUCUUUUAAUUGGGCUGCCGAUAACAGUGAGGGCUUUGCUGUGGGCAGUGAGCAGAAUGUUCAGGGUGUGCAGAAACGUAGUGAUUUGGUCGAUGAAGUGGUGAAGUGAAUUUUUUUUCGAAUAUAAUAAAGUAUUAAAAAUAGAA